Molecule: messenger RNA, 1800 nt
Organism: Amphiprion ocellaris (clown anemonefish)
Lineage: Eukaryota; Metazoa; Chordata; Actinopteri; Pomacentridae
Exons: 3
Coding region: 219-1016 (265 amino acids)
Source: RefSeq, a predicted model, not a curated record
UUUUUCGACGAGGUCUUCUUUAUCUGGUAUCUUUAUUUCACGUAAAUCCAGGUCUGACCGUGACGAAUCUGCGGACGAAACAUCUGGAGACGGAAACUAUCGCCAGUUAACCUGAUCACCAGUUAAACUGGAACAGCGGAACCAACAAAACAGUGAUGUGUUUGCAGCCGGGACUCUAAGAGCAGACGCACGUCGUUCAUGUAGCAACUUUGGACCACAUGGGAAAGUGUAAAUUCAACGAAAAUUGGCUGUCCAACCAAGAUUUAUCUUCACGGCAGAAAGCGGUACCAGGUAGUGUGUACGAGGCACGGUGUAUUUUGUGCAAGAAAUGUUUCAAACUCGGCACGAUGGGAGUGAAGGCCGUGGAGUCACACAUGCACAGCGCAAAACAUAAAGCCUCGAAAUCGAGCUGCCAACAAACGCCGGGUAUUUCCCAGUUCUGUUCUACUCUCGUCUCCACCGUGCCUCCAGCCCCAGCCCCGAUAGCAACAACCGGGACCGCAGCACCGCAUCUCCGGACUAUGUUCGGGUGGACGCCUACACUGAAAGCACAGACUCUGACAUUGCCCACUCGUUUGCGUGUGGUUCGGUGCAAGACGGCCUACAUCAGCAGGUUUGGAUUAGCCCCGUACAUUUCAGAGCAGCUUGUUGCGGAUGCUAACAAGGACGUGUUUGUUUUAAUGUUUGGCGAGAGCCUCAACCAGACCACGAAAACAAAACAACUGGAUCUGCAUAUCCGCUAUUGGUGCGAAGAUCACGUCCAGUCAAGAUAUUCGGGGUCGCAGUUGAUGGGACAUGGAACAGCUGAGGAUUUACUACGCCAUUUCAAAGAAGGUGCCAAGGACCUGGAUAGGCAUAAGGUGCUGUCCAUUUCCAUGGAUGGACCAAACAUUAAUUGGAAGUUCCUGGAGCUACUGCAGCAAGAACAUAUUGCAACUGAAGGAAUUUUGCCUGGAGGUGUGGUAAAAGAAAAAAAAAACCUUUUUACUGGACCAAAAAGUCAUGUUUUAUGUUAAAAUAAACAUUUGGGUAAAAUUGUCCCUAACCCUAUGUAAUUGAUGUGGUGUUUUUUUUUUUCAUUUGUGUUUAUUGUGAAGUUGGAAAUUUAAUUUCAAAUGGCAAUAAAAAAGUCUUAAAAAGUUUUGAAUUUAACUUGCCUUAAGCUGUAGGAAGCCUGACAUACUAAACUAUGUUUUGGUGACAUUUUUGACCGUAUACUGAACUAUGACAUUUAUUCGCCAUUUUUGACCACAUACCAAACUAUGAUGUUUUUGUGCCAUUUUUGAACACAUACUAAACUAUGAUGUUUUCGUGACAUUUUUGACCACAUACUAAAUUAAGAGGUUUUGGUGACAUUUUUGACCACAUAUUAAACUAUGACGUUUUUUUCACAAUUUUUGACCACAUACUAUGAUGUUUUUUUUCACCAUUUUUGACCACAUACUAAACUAUGACGUUUUUUCACCAUUUUUGACCACAUACUAUGAUGUUUUUUUCACCAUUUUUCACCACAUACUAAACUAUGACGUUUUUUCCCCAUUUUUGACCACAUACUACACUAUGACGUUUUCAUGACAUUUUUGACCACAACCUAAACUGUUUUUGUGACAUUUUUGACCACAAACUAAACUAUGACGAUUUUGUGACAUUUUUGACCACAUACUGAACUAUGACGUUUUGUGGGAAAAGAAAUCAUCAUGAAUUUUGUCCAUAGUAUACUAUGUCCAAAAAAAUGUGAUUUUUCAACAUGUUGUAAAAACGUGCCAUAUGAUGAAAUAAUGUAAAGUAGGCAGUGAAAAA